Messenger RNA from Mercurialis annua (annual mercury), 1146 nucleotides. RefSeq lists its product as uncharacterized. Bases 1 to 1146 code for a protein of 381 amino acids. The transcript has 2 exons. The record is from RefSeq and is a predicted model, not a curated record. Lineage: Eukaryota; Viridiplantae; Streptophyta; Magnoliopsida; Malpighiales; Euphorbiaceae.
AUGGGAAUAUUGGUUAAAGACGACAGUGACUAUAACAGUUUAUUGGAAAUACUGUCAAAGCAACUCAAUAUCAACCUUAUGUCAACUUGCCUGGAGAUCAAGUACCAAGUCAAAAACAAUUAUCCACCAAUGAAAAUAACAGACAAUGGAAAUGUGUCAUUCUACUUGGAGCUGAAAAUGAAUGCACCAGAUUACACGAUUCAGGACAAGAAUCAGCAAAUGCAUCAAGAUCAACACAUGAGGUUGGCUCAACAAGUGAAAAAAGGGAAAGAACAGUUGUCCGAUGUGAUAAACUAUGCUACAUUUUUGAACAAUGAGUUCACACAUGAUGAAGAUAAAGUGGAAAGUAACUUCAAAGAUGAUAAUGUAAUAACUGACACAAGACAUAGAGAAAUCAAAGAAGGACAGUCAUACAAGAACAAAACUGUUUUGAAAUCAGUUUUGAGCUCUUUUGCAAUCCACAACCAUUUUCAAUUCAAGGUACGGAGAUCAUGUGAAAGGCAAUAUUUCUUGAGUUGUUUGGAUACAAAUUGCACAUGGAAACUUAAUGCUACAAGAAAAGGAACAUCACAGAUUUUUAUCAUUCGAAAACUUAAUAUCAACCACAAUUGCUCAAUGGUUGUGAGAACUAGUGAUCAAAGGCAAGCAACAUCAAGUGUAAUUGGUGGAUACAUUAAAUCCAAGUACACCAACCUCAAAAUUGUUUACAAACCAGCUGAUAUUUUGAGAGACAUGAGAGAUGAUCAUGGAAUAAAAAUGAGCUACUCUAAUGCAUACAGAUCGAAAGUAGUAGCUCAAGAAAUGCUAAGAGGAAAACCUUAUGACUCUUUUUCAUUAAUACCAAGCUACUUGUACAUGCUAGUGGUUGCAAAUCCGGGUUCGUUUGUCAAGUUGGAAUUAAAAGAUGCCAACAGCUUCCUUUAUAUUUUUAUGGCAUUGAAUGCGUCUAUAAAAGAAUGGGAGUUCUGCAUUCCGGUAAUUGCUUUUGACGGCACUUUCCUUACUUCGGCCUAUGGAGGUAUGCUUUCAACAGCAUGUGCACAAGAUGGAAAUGGUAAGAUAUUUCCUCUAGCUUUUUCCUUAGUGGAUUUUGAAAACGAUGAAUCCUGGGAGUGGUUUAUGAGGAGAAUUAGAGAUGCAUUUUAG